Messenger RNA from Acanthopagrus latus (yellowfin seabream), 2539 nucleotides. RefSeq names its product regulator of MON1-CCZ1 (gene rmc1). The transcript is spliced from 21 exons. Lineage: Eukaryota; Metazoa; Chordata; Actinopteri; Spariformes; Sparidae. The record is from RefSeq and is a predicted model, not a curated record. The coding region runs from base 120 to 2087 and encodes 655 amino acids. Gene Ontology annotation, cellular component: Mon1-Ccz1 complex; lysosomal membrane; late endosome membrane. Gene Ontology annotation, biological process: regulation of autophagy.
CGCUUUUAUUCUGAAGAGCGUCCCCGGAAGUGUGAUGGCCGCCCGUUGAGCUGACUCUUCCUGCUCUGCUUCUGUCAGUGAAGCUGAAGCCGAACAAAGUGUCCGAACCGAGUGUGACCAUGAGCGAGGAACAUUACCUGGAGCUGUGUGAGAACCCGGUCCAGUUCGAGAAUGCGUCCAGCGUCAACAACGUGUUCUUCGACGAGGCGAACAAGCAGGUGUUCGCGGUGCGUUCAGGUGGAGCCACAGGGGUGGUGGUCAAAGGCCCCGACGACAAGAGCAGUGUUGCCUUCAGAAUGGAGGAUAAAGGAGAAGUGAAGUGUAUAAAGUUCUCAAUUGGAAAUAAGAUCCUGGCAGUUCAGAGAACUUCAAAGUCUGUGGAUUUGAUCAACUUCAUCCCCGACUAUCCUCACACAGAGUUCACCCAGGAAUGCAAAACGAAGAACGCAAAUGUUUUGGGUUUCUGUUGGACAAACUGGAACGAGAUCGUCUUCAUCACCGAUCAGGGGAUCGAGUUCUACCAGGUGUUUCCAGACAAGCGCAGCCUGAAGCUGCUGAAGAGUCAGAGCAUCAAUGUGAACUGGUACCAGUACUGUCCCGAGACGUCCGUCAUCCUGCUGUCCACCACCGUGCAGGGGAACAUCCUGCAGCCCUUCGCCUUCAGGAAUGGGACCAUGUCCAAGAUGUCCAAGUUUGAGAUCGAGCUGCCGGUCGUCCCCAAACCCGCCAAGCUCAGUCUGUCGGAGAGAGACAUCGCCAUGGCAACCAUUUACGGUCAGCUGUUUGUGAUGUACCUGAAGCACCACUCGAGGACCGCCAACAGCCCCAGUGCAGAGGUGGUGCUGUACCACUUACCAAGGGAGGGUGCGUGUAAGAAGACUCACGUGUUGAAGCUGAACACGACGGGGAAGUUUGCUCUGAACAUCGUGGACAACCUGGUGGUGGUUCAUCACCAGAGCACUCAGACGUCUCUGAUCUUCGACAUCAAGCUGAAGGAACCGGACUGCGCCGUCAACACACACCAGCCGGUCCUCCCUGCCCGGUCCAUACACCCCUACAGGAUACCACUGUCAGGUCCAGCAGUGGUUCCCUCUCAGCCUCCACCUCCCUGUCAGCUCUACUCUUCAUCCUGGAGCGUCUUCCAGCCCGACAUCAUCAUCAGCGCCAGUGAAGGUUAUUUGUGGUACUUGCAGGUGAAGUUGCCUCCAACUGUCAACCUGCUGCAGGACAAAGGCAAACUGAUGGACUUCCUGUUACGACGGAGAGAUUGCAAGAUGGUCAUCCUGUCCGUCUGCUCACAGAUCCUGGAGGGCGGAGAGAAGGGGAGUCUUCCUGUUGUGGCCACUGUGUUCGACAAACUCAACCAGGUGUAUAAAGAAUACCUGGAGGCCGAGCAGAGCUACACUGUGGCGAUGGAGUCCGGUCCGAGUCGAGGCAGCGCGGCUCAGAAGCGUCCGGUCAGAACUCAGGCGGUCAUCGACCAAUCAGACAUGUACACACACGUCCUGUCGUCGUUCACAGAGAGGAAGGGCGUCUCUCAUAAAUUCGUCAUUGCGGUUCUGAUGGAGUACAUCCGCUCUCUGAACCAGUUCCAGAUCACCGUGCAGCAUUACCUGUACGAGCUGGUGAUUAAGACGUUGGUGCAGCACAACCUCUUCUACAUGCUGCACCAGUUCCUGCAGUAUCACGUCCUCAGCGACUCCAAACCGCUGGCCUGUUUGCUUCUGUCUCUGGAGAGUACGUACCCUCCUGCCCACCAGCUGUCACUGGACAUGCUGAAGCGUUUGUCCACAGCCAACGAUGAGAUCGUGGAGGUUCUGCUGUCGAAGCAGCAGGUUCUGGGCGCGCUCAGAUUCAUCCGCAGUGUCGGUGGCCACGACAACGUGUCGGCCAGGAAGUUCCUGGACGCGGCGCAGCAGACCGGAGACCAGAUGUUGUUCUACACCGUGUUCAGGUCGUUCCAGCAGAGAAACCAGCGGCUGAGAGGAAGUCCCAGCUUCAACCCCGGAGAGCACUGUGAGGAGCAUGUCGUCCACUUCAAGCAGCUGUUCGGAGAUCAGGCUCUGAUGAAACCGUCCACCGUGUGAACCACCGGGUCCAAAACACACACCGUGUGACGGUGCUGGUCGGACAGAGUCUCCGUCAGUUUGGACACGCUGGACGUUCAGGAGACGAUCUGACGAACUAACACAGGGAUCAGAUGGUGACAGUUUAAACGGACACUCGUCUUUAUUAUUCCUGUUUGUUCUGCCUGCUGGUUUCUGCUCCACUGUCACAUGUCAGCACCUGAUCCAGGUCUCUGCAGGCUGGUAUCCUUGACGUGGGCGGGGCCAGAGGCUGGACAGAUGUUGGGAUGCCUGUCAGAAUAUUUUGUACAUACGACAUGAGUGAAGUUAACAGUGAAACUAAUGUUUAUUUUGGAAAGAGUUCAUGAUUGUGUACUAAACUUAGUAACAGCAGAAAUAUGUUGAAACUAAAGAUUAAAGUAUCGUGUGUGUUUAAACGUCCUUCUGUACAGAUAAUAAAACAUCAAACUACA